Messenger RNA from Pimephales promelas (fathead minnow), 1772 nucleotides. RefSeq names its product ketohexokinase (gene khk). NCBI's taxonomy places the organism in Eukaryota, Metazoa, Chordata, Actinopteri, Cypriniformes, Leuciscidae. Gene Ontology annotation, molecular function: ketohexokinase activity. The record is from RefSeq and is a predicted model, not a curated record. Gene Ontology annotation, biological process: fructose metabolic process.
GCCAAUGUUUACAGUGUGUCCCAUUCACGUUGAAAGAGAAACGCUCACCGCUUCUGUUCGGAAUAAUGUGACGUUAUGACCUUUCCUCCAAAGUCCAUAGUUCAGGAUUUCGUUCUGCAGGGAGAAUAUGGGGGACAAAAAGAUACUCAGCAUUGGUUUGGUGUGUCUGGAUAUCAUAAAUGUUGUGGAUAAAUACCCGGAAGAAGAUACUGAUACCAGGUGUUUGUCUCAGAGAUGGCAGAGAGGAGGAAACGCAUCAAACACGUGCACUGUUUUGUCUCUACUUGGGGCCCCGUGUGCAUUUAUGGGGUCUUUGGCUCCUGGACCAGUAGCUGACUUCAUCUUGAAUGAUUUUCAAAUGUACAAGAUUGACAUCUCUCUUCUUCUGGAGCAUGCUGAAUGCUCCUUUCCAGCCUCUGUAGUAAUCAGCAGCGUGACGACAGGAAGCCGUACAAUUCUGCAUAUGAACAGAAACUUGCCAGAUGUUUCUGUAGAAGACUUUUCAAAGGUGGACCUGAGCCAGUUCAAGUGGGUCCACUGGGAGGGCCGUAAUGCUGACGAACAAGUGAAGAUGAUUGAGAUGGUGAGAGAGUAUAACAGCAAACAGGAAGAGAAGAACAGAAUAACCAUCUCUGUGGAAAUCGAAAAGACCAGGGAACCCCUCUACCAGCUUUUUCCUCUUGGUGAUUUGGUCUUUGUAAGUAAGGACGUGGCCCAGCACUUCGGGUUUAACUCGGCCUCUGCUGCAUUGAAGGGUUUCAGCGGUCGUCUGAGGAAGGGAGCUACCCUCAUUUGUGCCUGGGCGGAAAAGGGAGCUGAUGCCAUUGGUCCCGAUGGGGUGGUCAUUCAUUCAGAUGCAUUCCCACCUGAGAAGCUCGUGGACACACUUGGAGCAGGGGAUACGUUCAAUGCUUCUGUGAUAUAUUCCCUUUCAAAUGGGGGCAGCCUACAGGAUGCUCUCACAUUUGGCUGCCAGAUUGCAGGCAAAAAAUGCGGUGUCCAUGGAUAUGAUGGAAUUUUACACUGAACAUGGCGGAGAGGUGCACAGCUGGAAUGUAGUACAGAUAUGAAGCCAGCUCUGCUGAAACUUAACAAGUAGUUUUACACUAGUCAUUGAUAGACUGAAUAGUGUUGCUUCACAUAGAAAAGACUAAUGUAAAUGCAAAGGAAAAGAUUAAGUAAAGAUGGGAUAUUCUACUGAUACCUCUGUAUUAGCACGAUUAAAUUAAAGGUUUAAACUUGUUUUACAACUCUUCAUUGAUGCUUUCAGAUGGAAAAAUUAAAAAAUGUGAAAAUGUAAAAAAUUACCAUAAGGAUCACUGAAGCUUUCCUUGUACAUUACCAGUCAAAAGGUUGUAAUAAUUCUGAAUUUCUUUAUACAUAUAUUUUUGACAGGAGUCUGUUAUGCUCACCAAGCCUUUGUUUAUCUAUUUAUCAAUAUUGUGAAAAAUUAUUAUAAUUUAAAUACAUUUCAAAUAGUAAUGUAUAUCUGUGAUGGCAAAUCUGAAUUUUUAGCAUAAUUACGGCAGUUUUUAGUGUCACAUUAUCCUUCAGAAAUCAGUCUAAUAUGAUGAUUUGAUGCUCAAGAAACAUUUCUUAUUUUGGAUCAACGUUAAAAAAAUUGUGCUGCUUAAUAUUUAAGUUAAACGUUUGUUUUUGUAAGUAAUACUUUUAUUAAAAAAAUGAAUACAUAAAAUGUAUCAAAGGUAACAGCAAAGAUUCAUAAUUUAACAAGAUUUCUAUUUCAAAUAAAUGCAGUUCUUUUGAAAUUU